CAAUCCUCCUUUAAUCGCAUCAUCCAGGAGCUUCUGGAUCGCUCGGUUAAAGCUGGAGGAUUGAAGCUGAUUUUGUUUACAUGAUUUUUGGCUCUCCCUGAAAGCUGAAGGGCGGUACAGCGAUGAAAAUGGACUUAAAUGCCAUCAUAGAGAAGAUGGAAACGGGCGAUCAGGACGCCGCACUGACAGCUUUACAGACCUUUAAUAAAGAGAAAUCACAGUGUUUUUCAUUUACCCCUGGGGAGGAGGAAGACAGAGAGGAUGGACAUGUGCAAGAGCGUCUGGGCGAGUUAGUGCUGGGCUUCCUGCAGAGAGACCUCCAGCCGUCCUGUCAGCUGGCCUGCCUGGAAACCAUCCGCAUCCUGUCCCGUGACAAGAAGAGCCUGGUUCCCUUUGCCACCCGCCACGCCAUGCAGAUCCUGAUCCGACAUGCUGGCCUCAGUCAGGGUGAGGGCUUCACGCCCGAGAUCCCGGACCUGGAAGUGAUUGUGGAGGCGCUGAAGUGCUUGUGCAACAUCGUGUUCAACAGCGAGGCGGCUCAGGAGGCGGGGGCAGAGCUCCAGCUGAUCGUGGGAUUGGCCGAGAGGCUGAAACAGUGCCGCGAGCCGCAGUGGAACCACGACGUGCGAUUCUUCGACCUGCGCCUCACGUUCCUGAUCACCGCCCUUCGCGUGGACGUAAGAGCCCAGCUGGCCCGCGAGCUGCGGGGGGUUAGUCUGCUGUCUGAGGCUCUAGAUGCCACGCUCGGCCUCUGCUGGCCCGACACAUACGAGGUGGCGCGUGCAGGCUUUGACGGCUGCUCAGAGCUGCCCCCGCUGGGGAGACAGGAGACGGAGCGAGCCAUGGAGAUCCUGAAGAUCCUCUUUAACGUCACCUUUGAUUCCAGCCGCCGCAAGGUGGACGAGGAGGAAGCAGCCACUUACAGACACCUGGGUGCCAUACUGAGACAUUGCAUUAUGAGCACCUCCGAGGGAGAGGAGCGCACAGAGGAGAUGCACAGCCACACGGUGAACCUUCUGGGGAACCUGCCGCUUCCGUGUCUUGACGUCUUGCUGAUGCCUAAAGUCCAGCAGGGCUCUAUCGAGUACAUAGGCGUCAACAUGGACGCCGUCAAGGUGCUGCUGGAGUUUAUGGAGAAAAGACUUGACCGGGGAAACAAGCUGAAGGAAACCCUGCUGCCCUCGCUAAAUCUACUAACAGAGAGCGCCCGCAUCCACAGAGAGACCAGGAAGUUUUUACGAAUGAAGGUGCUUCCACCAUUACGAGAUGUCAAAAACAGACCUGAGGUUGGGAACGCUCUACGAAACAAGCUAGUGCGUCUAAUGACACACAUAGACACGGACGUGAAGCACUGUGCGGCUGAGUUCCUGUUUGUGCUGUGCAAGGAGAGUGUUUCCAGGUUUAUCAAGUACACAGGUUAUGGUAAUGCGGCAGGGCUGCUGGCCGCUCGGGGACUGAUGAGAGGCGGCCGAGACCCUGGACAUUAUUCAGAAGAUGAGGACAGCGAUACUGAGGAGUACAGAGAGGCGAAACCUCACAUCAAUCCAGUGACCGGCCGUGUGGAGGAGGAGCAGCCCAACCCUAUGGAGGGAAUGACUGAAGAACAGAAAGAAUACGAAGCCAUGAAACUGGUCAACAUGUUCGACAAACUCUCCAGGGAGCAGGUGAUCCAGCCAAUGAAAAUCGGAGCUGAUGGUAAAAUGACUUCAUUGGAGCCACAGGAGCUUCAUUAUUUAGCGAGCCAACAGUUCGGAGAGUCCAAUAAUUCUGACAGCGACAGUGACGCAAACUAAUUCUCCUGAAACGAGUCUCAAGUCUUUUAACAGGACAGAUAGGAUUGCUUAUUUAAAUCUAAUCAAAAAUAAAAGCUUAUUGUGAAUCAUGUAAAAGAACUGAAUCGUUUCAAUUUAAAUGCUUUGUUUUUACUCCAAGGGAAAACACCUGGUGAUUGUUAUUUCGUCUCAUUUGAGGUUUAUUGUGUUGGCCUGUCUUUAGGUAAUAUUUUCUGUACAAUGACAAUGAAAACAUGGUUUGGUUGCACAGUGCUUGUUUAUUAAUGUAACAGGAUUCAUUUAAUGGAACUCCAAGUUAUUAUACAUCACGGAUUUUAUUUUUCAUUCAGUAUGUGGUCUGAGAAGAAAACAAAUCUGACACUGGGUGAAGACAGCAAGAGAGCCCUGAUAUUUAUUUAUUUAUUCAUUCAUUCACUUGGUUUUAGGAUGAGCUGAGUGGGGAAUUUUUUUAAGUUACAGAACUAUAUAUAUAUAUAUAUAUAUAUAUAUAUAUAGUGGUAAAUGGAUGGAUUGCUGUAUAUUGUUAUUGGUGGCCCAUGUAGUUACGUGUGAAAGACUGAAGAAAAUGUUGUAUAAUUUAUAUCACAUUGUGUUCAAAAAAAAUUAUUGUGAGAUUAUAAUAAAAGAGCUGAAUUUUUUUAAUUGUCUCUUAAUUGAGAUGUUUUAUACACCUACCUUUUGGUAAUACAAUGUUGAUAUUUUGAUAUCAUUAAUGUUGUCGUUAGUAACCUAACCCAUUACAUUAUGCUAUUUAGGUAAUGUAAUCAGACUACUUUUUGAUUACUUUUGACUUAACUUGCUUAUCACAUUGAUUUAAAUAGGGAUCUUGUACCAUAUUGAUAUAAAAUACAAAGAGUAAGAAAAUAUGUUCCAUUUGUUGUAAUUAACUACAUAAAGUAACAUUACAUUACCUCAGGGUUUCCCAAAAAUAAUGGAGAAUCAAUAAAUUAUGAAAAA
Cyprinus carpio (common carp) is the source of this 2750-nucleotide messenger RNA. Its product is annotated as chaperone Ric-8A. Gene Ontology annotation, molecular function: guanyl-nucleotide exchange factor activity; G-protein alpha-subunit binding. Gene Ontology annotation, cellular component: plasma membrane; cytoplasm. The record is from RefSeq and is a predicted model, not a curated record. Gene Ontology annotation, biological process: G protein-coupled receptor signaling pathway. NCBI's taxonomy places the organism in Eukaryota, Metazoa, Chordata, Actinopteri, Cypriniformes, Cyprinidae.